Anneissia japonica is the source of this 1893-nucleotide messenger RNA. RefSeq names its product prostaglandin reductase 1-like. Gene Ontology annotation, molecular function: 15-oxoprostaglandin 13-reductase [NAD(P)+] activity. The coding region runs from base 271 to 1893 and encodes 540 amino acids. Gene Ontology annotation, biological process: prostaglandin metabolic process. The transcript has 13 exons. The record is from RefSeq and is a predicted model, not a curated record. Lineage: Eukaryota; Metazoa; Echinodermata; Crinoidea; Comatulida; Comatulidae.
UCGGCUACUGGGAUUCGGCAAAGUGGUCUCGGCAAUCUUUCAUUCAGCAAACUGGAUUGUGGCCACCUGACUUGUCUCGACUGUAAACUAAACGGAUACAUCGCCUACCUGCUGUAUGCAACCAACAUCAAGCUCACCCCAAACAAAGGAAACCUACCACCGACACCAGCAUCCAUCGCUUUGAACAGUACAGCGCCAACAUCAGCACCACUUAUUCAAUUAUAGAAUAACCAGUACAACCAAAAAAAAAAAAAAAAAAAAUAGUUGAUCAUGGUGAAGCAAAGACGGUUUGUGUUGGUGAAGCAUUUUUCGGGGAUGCCGAAAGAGGAAGACUUGAAAAUUGUGGAAAAAGAGCUGCCAGCUAUAAAAGAUGGAGAGGUGCUUCUGGAAACCUUGUAUCUGACUGUUGAUCCAUAUAUGAGGGCAUUCAAUUCAAGUAUGAAAGAAGGAGACACCAUGAUUGGAGAAAAUGUGGCCAAAGUGAUAGAGAGCAAGAAUUCUGAUUAUCCAGUGGGAACUAUUGUUGCGAACAUGUCGGGCUGGUGUACUCAUGCAAUCUCCAAUGGCCAACAGCUAACGAAGGUUCCAGCUUAUCCUGCUGAUCUUCCGUACUCCCUGGCACUCGGAAUGCUUGGAAUGCCUGGAAUGACAGCAUACUUUGGAGUGACAGAGGUCUUGAAGCCCAAAGCUGGAGAAACUAUGUUUGUUAGUGGAGCAGCAGGGGCCGUUGGUGCUGUAGUGGGACAAUUUGGAAAAAUACAUGGUUGCCGUGUAAUUGGAUCAGCAGGAUCAGAAGAGAAGAUUAAAUACUUGAAAGAAAUUGGUUACGAUGAUGCGUUCAACUACAAGACAACAACAGAUAUUGAGAAGACAUUAAAAGACAUGUGUCCAGAGGGUAUACACAUGUAUUUUGAUAAUGUUGGAGGUGAAUUAACAAGUACUGUGAUGAACAUUAUGAAUGAUUUUGGCAGAAUAGCAGUGUGCGGAAUCAUCUCAGGUUACAAUACAAAGACACCAAUACAGAUUAUUCAGUUGCCAAUUCUUACUAAACAUCUGAAAAUUGAGGGAUUCAUGGGGUGGACAUAUACUGCUAGAUGGCCAGAAGGUAUUGAAAAAUUCAUAAAAUACAUCACUGAGGUACGUAGCCAUUUCUUCUUUAUAUACCGAUCCAUUUGCAGGAAUUGUUCUCUACUCUGCAAAUGCUAUAGCUGCAGGGGCAAUGUGUAUAAGAGACAGGUGAUGAACAUUAUGAAUGAUUUUGGCAGAAUAGCAAUGUGCGGAGCCAUCUCAGGUUACAAUGCAAAGACACCAACACAGAAUGUGUAUAAGAGACAGGUGAUAGAGAGCAAGAAUUCCAAUUAUCCAGUGGGAACUAAUGUUGUGAGCAUGUCGGGCUGGUGUACUCAUGCAAUCUCCAAUGGCCAACAGCUAAGGAAGGUUCCAGCUUAUCCUGCUGAUCUUCCGUAUUCGCUGUCACUCGGAAUACUUGGAAUGCCUGGAAUGACAGCAUACUUUGGAGUGACAGAGAUCUUGAAGCCCAAAGCUGGAGAAACUAUGUUUGUUAGUGGAGCAGCAGGGGCCGUCGGUGCUGUAGUGGGACAACUUGGAAAAAUAUUGGUAAGAAAUAUUACUUAUUUAUUUGUUCAGCAUCAUCUUCAUCAUUUCAACAUGUCUGUGUGGACCGAACCUAUGAUACGUUACCUUCUCUCAUUGUGGGGGGAAGACAUAAUACAAAGACAACUGGACGGCACCCGCCGAAACAGCGGUACUUACAAAGAAAUAACUGCAAAGAUCAAAGAAAAAUUUAGGGGAAAGCUGACUGUGACACAGGUCACCAAUAAACUGAAGUAUUUGCGCAGGGGAGUACAGUACAAGUGCGUGAAGCGUGGUUAG